GCGGCGGACGCGGUCGCGGCAGUGGCAGUCGGUCGUGAAGGGAGAACGGCUGAGGAGGGAGCUGAGAGGAGUCCUGGCCAUGGCAGUGCAGGACCCCCGGCCCAACCACACCAUCUACAUCAACAACCUGAACGAGAAGAUCAAGAAGGAUGAGCUCAAGAAGUCCCUCUACGCCAUUUUCUCGCAGUUUGGGCAGAUUUUGGACAUUUUGGUGUCUCGCAGUCUCCGCAUGCGGGGCCAGGCCUUUGUCAUCUUCAAGGAGAUGAGCAGCGCCACCAACGCCCUGCGCUCCAUGCAGGGCUUCCCCUUCUACGACAAACCCAUGCGGAUCCAGUACGCCAAGACAGACUCGGACAUCAUCGCCAAGAUGAAGGGAACGUUCGUGGAGCGGGAGCGGGAUCGGGACCGGGAGCGCAAACGGGACAAGCGCAAAGCCAAGGGGGGAGAGGCCCCUGGCCCCAAAAAGAGCGGGGCCGGAGCGCAGGGGGCAACGCAGGGGGCAGUGCCCGGGAUGCCGCCACUGGCGCAGCCGCCCCGGAUGCUGCCGCACCUGGGGGGACAACCACCCUACAUCCCCCCCCCGGGCAUGAUUCCAGCCCCAGGAAUGGCCCCAAAUCCCGGAAUUCCCCCGGGAAUGGCCCCACAGCCUGGAAUGGCGCCAAUCCCUACCCCACAGCCCCUGUCGGAAAACCCCCCGAACCACAUCCUGUUCCUGACCAACCUCCCUGAGGAGACCAACGAGCUGAUGCUCUCCAUGCUCUUCAACCAGUUCCCAGGGUUCAAGGAGGUGCGCCUGGUGCCCGGGCGCCACGACAUCGCCUUCGUGGAGUUCGACACAGAGGUGCAGGCGGGCGCUGCCCGUGAGGCCCUGCAGGGCUUCAAGAUCACCCAGAGCAACGCCAUGAAGAUCUCUUUUGCCAAAAAGUGAUCCAAAACACCCCAAACCCCACCAAAAUACCCCUAACCCCCCCCCAAAAAGGGCCUGAAAUACCCCAAGAUCCAAAAAAGCGCCUCAAAACCUCCCCUAAAUACCCAAAACCUACCCCAAAACACCCCAAAAUCCCAUAGAAACACCUUAAAAUCCUUCCAAGCCACCCCAAAAUCCCAUAGAAACACCCUAAAAUCUCUCAAAACCACCCCAGGACACCCUAAAUCCCAUAAAACUGCUCCCAAAUCCCAGAAAAAUACUCCAAAAUCCCAGAAAACUGCCCCAGAAAAAGUUCUGGCCCUGCUUCAAACCCCACACACACCCCCACUCCCCCAGGUAAGUUCAGCUUGGCCCAAAUCUUCAUUUUUUUAACCCAAAUCCUCCUUUUUCCCACCUCAAAUUAUUUUUUUUUCCAGCCCAAAUCCUUUGUGGGUCCCCAAAUCCCUUUACCCAUCCCAAAAUCUCCGUUUUCCACCUCAAUUCCCCACCUCAAAUCCUGGUUUUUUUUACCUCAAAUCAGUUGUGCAUCCCAAAUCUCCUUUAUCUACCCCAGAUAACCCUUUUCCACCCCAAAUCCUUCUCUGCCCACCUGAAAUCCCCUUUUCCCACACAAAAUCUCCUUUUUUAACUUCAAAUGCUCUUUUCCCACCCCAAGUGCUUCCCAGCCCACCCUAAAUCCUCUUUUUCCACCAAAAAUCUUUCCCCAUCCUAAAUGCCUCAAUUCCCACC
Zonotrichia albicollis (white-throated sparrow) is the source of this 1657-nucleotide messenger RNA. It is a transcript of the gene SNRPA, whose product is annotated as small nuclear ribonucleoprotein polypeptide A. Gene Ontology annotation, molecular function: RNA binding. NCBI's taxonomy places the organism in Eukaryota, Metazoa, Chordata, Aves, Passeriformes, Passerellidae. The record is from RefSeq and is a predicted model, not a curated record.